Nerophis lumbriciformis (worm pipefish) is the source of this 3067-nucleotide messenger RNA. It is a transcript of the gene dctn3, whose product is annotated as dynactin 3 (p22). The record is from RefSeq and is a predicted model, not a curated record. Gene Ontology annotation, cellular component: dynactin complex. Gene Ontology annotation, biological process: cytoskeleton-dependent cytokinesis. Lineage: Eukaryota; Metazoa; Chordata; Actinopteri; Syngnathiformes; Syngnathidae.
CGUCACCGUACGGCUGUUUGCCUUUCCUGUCUGUAAAAAUGGAGAAGAAAAUGGCAUCAGACAACUUGGAAAUGCGUCUUCAGGCGCUGGAGAGUCGCAUCUAUGGCGAAAGGAGAAACAAAAGCUCUAAACCAUUGAAGUGUGCAGAGUCUUUAGCCAGGAUUCAGGCAGGUCUGACCAACACGGCUAACAAGAGAGAACGAGUCAAGAUCCUGCAUAAAAAGAUUGAGGACCUGAUGAAGUACUUGGACCCCCAGUUCACUGACCAUAUGGCUGUGCCCGACACCAUGAAGAUGGAGUUCAUCCUCGCUGAGGAGGACUUCCUGCUUUCUCAGGCUGCCUUGCUGGAGCAGGCCGACACUCUGCAGCCGCUGCUGGACAGCUCCUACAUCCGAGACGUUCCUGAGCAUGCGACCAAGCUGCAGCGUCUCUCUCAGAUCCACAUCAAACAGCAGGACCAAGUCGAUGCUCAGUGCCAGGAAGUGAAGAAGCUUUUUGAGGACUACAACAAAAUGAUGUUCCUGCUGUCCAAGCAGUUCACCCAGUGGGACGAGACCCUGAGGAAGCUGGAGGAGGCCAAGGGCAUCAGACCUGUGGAGUAACUCCACCUCCAUGUGGAUGAAGACGGGAACGUCAGGUCGCCUGUGUCGCGCCACAUCCACUUUUUCCGAACAAGUCCCACCUCUUUCACAAUGUUGACGGUAAUUAUGCAAUAUAAUGUGUGUCUUUAUUACCAAAGCUUAUUUUGGGUGCUGACUUUAUGUAACGUAUUUUACGGACAAUUGGGCGCACCGGAUUAUAAGGCGCACUGCCGAUGAAAGGUCUAUUUUUGAUCUUUUUUCAUAUAUAAGGCACACCGGAUUAUAGGGCGCAUUAAAGGAGUCAUAUUUAUUCAUUUUCUAAAUGUAAAAGACUUCCUUGUGGUCUACAUAACAUGUAAUGGUGGUUCUUUGCUCAAAAUGUUGCAUAGAUGAUGUUUUACAAGCCGCUUUCUGACAGUCGCUUCCGGAUACGCCGUUUUGUGGGCGGUCUUAUUUACGUGACAGCGUCUUCUCCCAGUCAUCUUUGUUGUAGCGGUGUAGCGUGCAAGGACGGGAGUGGAAGAAGUGUCAAAAGAUGGCGUUAACUGUUUUAAUGACAUUCAGACUUUACUUCAAUCAAUAACGGAGCAGCAUCUCCUCAUCCGGAAACAGCAACAAAUGUGUCCCGUGAAAAACCGUCCGACCGGAACUCUCUAAUAACUAAAGUUCCUUGGGUGAAUAAUGUAAACUCACUACACCGGUAUGUUUUAGUGCUUUCAUGGCGAGUUUAUUGACAGAUAUAAGUAAGAACUUUACACUACUUUAUAUUAGAAAUGGCAACAGCGGAGGAUGAAUGUCCCAUAUCAAGAAGAUAGAGAAAAAUAAUAAACUUAUUGACUUCGGACUACAAAGGCGGACGCGCGCAAUUUUUCAGGAUUUAUGCAGAUCCCAAACACAGAUCAGCAGGUACCAGAAGGUAAGAAAAGUUGCUUUUGCAUAAUAUUGCAAAACAAAAAACUUAUACACACACCAUAAUAAUACUCCUGUGUUUAAUGCGCUGACAAUCCAUCAAGCGGUGUGGCUUCAUAGCUUACCAAAGUCGUGCUAAAAAAUGUUGAUAGAUUUUUUUUAGCGCCGAGUGUAAUGUUCUAUAUUUUCAAUGGAACAUAUAAAAUGUUGGUGGUGUUUACUUGAGUCAUAUUGCCAUCGUAGUGCAGUCUACACGUAUCUCUUAUGUGUGACUGCCAUCAAAACACGUAUCAUUCCACCAUAUAUCAGAAUAAUCAGAAUCAGAAUACCUUUAUUGUCAUUGCAUGGAAACAAUGAAAUUGAACAGUAAUUCAGCUCAUUGCUUUUAAAACAACCUACAUAAAAUAAUCUCAAAACAAUAAUAAAAAAUGUAAAAACAUAAUAAAAAUGUUAAAAACAUAUUGCACAGCAGAUCUCUGUCAAAGGUAAGCAAGUUAAUAAAGUGGUGAGUGUUCAGGUAAGUGCAGAGUUUAGGGCAAUAACAGCUCAAGGAUAGAAACUGUUUUUCAGUCUAAAAAUAAAGAAAAAAAUUGCUUCGAGGUGGGUAAGCUCAACCUAACGUAUUCCUUACAUAAGCACACUGGGUUAUAAGGCGCACUGUUGAGUUUUGACGGAAAAAAAUGAUUUUAAGUGCGCCUUAUAGUCCGGAAAAUACCGUAACUGAUUUUUUUGUUUGUUUUAAAAUUCAGUGUAACAAAAAUCAAUGUGUAAAAAAAAAAAUCAGUGUAAAAAAUUUAGUUUAAAACAAUUCAGUGAAUAAAAAAAUCUAUAUAAAAACAUUUAAUAUAUAAAAAUUGAGUGUAAAAGUAUUCACUGCAGAAAUAUUUGUUGCUUCCAAACUCGAGACCUUUUAUUGUCUGGUAGCUUACCACCAUCACCUUUUCCUGCUUUGCAAGACCCGUGUCACGUGACUGGAAACUCCACACCUCAUUGGCUGGUUCUGAGACAAGAUCCAUCGCUUCGGUCCUAAUUUAAAGUGAGUCUUGAAUUUUGAAGCAACAAAUAUUUCUGCGCUGAUUUCUUAUUUAUUUGUUUUUUUUUACAAUGAAUUUCAAAAUAUAUUUUAACAAGUUGAACAUUUAAACACAAACAUUUUUGCCCACAAAGGUUUUUUUCAAUGAAAUUGUCAGCAUAAUCUGACAUUAAAAAAUAUUAACUUCACAAAAUUUAAAAGCAACAAUUUAGUUACAUAUAUUAUGUGUCCAAAAAAAAGCUUUUGUAAUAAAGACCCAGAUUAUGAAUCAGCUACGUGGCUGUUAAUUGUGCGGCUGCUACACGGUCGCUACUUGGCAAAUGCUAACAUGUUCAGUCAUCUGCAAGGACGUGACUCCCAUCAUGUACUUAUUUAUUUGUACACAUGGGAGUCUUUUAACGCUCGCAUAUUAGAUUUACCGGUAAAGCAUUCCAGCUCGGUCACAAGACUCGAUCACAACUUCGGCAAGUCUGUCCUUUCCGUUGGGUCUCCUGACAAGAUGGCAACAGUGAUCGUGCUUCUGAAUAAACAUGAUGGCAGUUCA